CAGCUGCUCCGACUUCCAGCCCGCCCCCGCACCUCCUCCAGGCGUGUCCGCAGGCCGUCAGCCGCACCUCCGCUAUUCUUCCCGGCUGUCAGUCAGCUGCCGCUCCGCCUUCCAGCCCGCCUCCGUACCUCCUCCAGGCGUGUCCGCAGGCUGUCAGCCGCACCUCCGCUCUUCUUCCCGGCUGUCAGUCAGCUGCCGCUCCGCCUUCCAGCCCGCCUCCGUACCUCCUCCCGGCGUGUCUGCAAGCCGUCAGCAGUCCUUCCGCUCUACACCGCUGCCUGGCUCACCGCUCGGUUAGUUGUCUUCUGCCGGGGUCAGAUUCUCUCUCCUCUGGGCUGCUUGUCGGGUGAUGCGGAGAAUUUCACUCUCUGUACCGCACUGAGGAUUCAGCGACCGGAGCCACACAGUCCCGCUUCUCCUUGACCUCUCGAGCUACGUAAGAAGUACGGUCCAGUAUUUACUAUAUGGAAAGGAAUGGAGCCUGUUGUGGUUCUCUGUGGCUAUGAGGUUAUCAGAGACACGUUGAUAAAACAUUCCGAGGUGUUUAGUGGGCGUCCAUACAGUGCGGUUAUUCAUCACUACAGCGGUGGACACGGUUUCGGCAGCAGUAAUGGUGAGAGGUGGCGCCAGCUGCGCAGAUUUUCAGUGACGUUACUCAAGAAUCAUGGGUCGCAUAAGAUGGACUUCGAGAAACUGGUGUCAGAGGAGACCCAGAGCCUCGUCCAAGCUGUGUCACAACAUGGAGGAAAGGCCUUCAACCCUUACAAUCUUAUGGCCAGUGCUGCGGGAAAUAUGGUCAUGCACAGACUUAUCGGGAAGCGCUUUGAGUAUGAGGACCCAGAUUUACUGGAGAUUAUUGUAGGUGCAAGUAAUUUUAUACGGAAUCUUCAUUCCACCAUGUACGAGCUCGCAGACACAUUCCCAAUUCUCAUCAGACUGCCGAUUAUUAAGCAGAAAAUCUUCAAGGCGAGCUCCCACAUGAAAUCCUUGGUCCAAAACUUCAUCGAUCAACACAAGCAGACGCUAAACCCUGCCGCACCCAGAGACUUCACCGACCUCUUCUUGAUGAAGAUAAAAGAGGAGGAACACGUGCCGGGGAGCUAUUUCUGUGAUAAGAGCCUCCUCAUGACGUUGGUAGACAUGAUCGGAGCUGGGUUUGACUCCACAAGUUUUUCCUUGAGUUUCUGUCUGGUUCUAAUCAGCCAUUUCCCAGAAGAGCAAAGGAAAGUCCAGCAGGAGAUUGAUGAUGUGACCCAGUCACUGCGCCCACCUGGGUUCAUGGACCGGGCACAGAUGCCGUACACUAACGCGGUGGUGCAUGAGAUACAGAGGCUCUUAAAUCUGGCACCUACAGCUCAUUACCACACGGUGACUGAGGACAUUAAGAUCCGAGGAUACACUCUCCCUAAGGGAACAACAGUGUCCCCAUUCCUUACAUCAGUGCUAUCUGACCCCACCCAGUGGGAGACCCCCAAUGAGUUCAACCCGGGGCACUUUCUCGAUGACAACGGGCAGUUCCGGACAAGACCAGCGUUUAUGCCAUUUUCAAUAGGGUCACGUAUCUGUGCUGGAGAGGCCCACGCUCGCAUGACACUAUUCACAUUAUUUGCUGUUCUGCUCCAGAAAUUCACCUUCACCCUGCCCCCUGGGACUGAGCGACAGGACUGGAGAAGCCUGACACUAUUAGAGGUCUGCGCUAUUCCCCGUUCCAUCCUAGGGAAUUUCAUCUAGACAAAAAGUGACCACUGUAUGGACACAAGGCAUGUGAUGUCACUUCAUUGUCCAAGAAGGAGCUUUCUAUAAUGCUGGGUCUUUAUGAGAAAUACUUAUUGGAAUGUAAUGUUCACCAUUUAAAAAUCUAGAUAAAUUUUGACAGCAUUCCAUCUGA
Molecule: messenger RNA, 1888 nt
Organism: Pseudophryne corroboree (corroboree frog)
Lineage: Eukaryota; Metazoa; Chordata; Amphibia; Anura; Myobatrachidae
Product: cytochrome P450 2B4-like
Exons: 9
Coding region: 475-1731 (418 amino acids)
Biological process (GO): xenobiotic metabolic process; epoxygenase P450 pathway
Cellular component (GO): cytoplasm; intracellular membrane-bounded organelle
Molecular function (GO): arachidonate epoxygenase activity; iron ion binding; oxidoreductase activity, acting on paired donors, with incorporation or reduction of molecular oxygen, reduced flavin or flavoprotein as one donor, and incorporation of one atom of oxygen
Source: RefSeq, a predicted model, not a curated record